AUGCCUUUUCGUGGAAAACCAUCUCAAGGAUGUGAAGAGUGUCGCAAACGCCGCAAGAAGUGUGACCUCCGAGCAGGCGGAUGUGGACGUUGCGCGAAUGCACAUCGUAUGUGUCCUGGUUAUCCUCAGCAAGACAGCCUGAGGAUCUUAGACCAGAGUGCAGAAACCGUCUCCAAAGCUCGUGGUACACGUUCUAAAGGAAGCACUCCAGAGACAGAUUCCCCGCUCGGCUCAGACAGAUCUUCAUCGGCUGUUCUUUCCUCUCCAGCAGUCUCUACCUACGUAUCGCCUUUGCCUGUGGACAGCGAAGACUUGUCUUUUGCUUUUUUCUUCAACAACUGCAUCAUCAACUCUAAUGUCUAUCACAACUGUGUCCACGAACCGAACAACAAACAUCUUGUUGCCGGUAUCAAGGCUUUUGGCAUUGCCAACUUGUCCAAGCAUUACUCUGAUAAACGACUAUCUAUUUCCGCCCAACAUCAAUAUGCUACCGCUUUGAAUCUGACAAAUCUCGCUCUUCGAGAUCCAGUCCAGGUCAAACGUGAUGAGACAUUGCUCGCGAUUCUCAUUCUCACCAAUUACGAAACCCUCACAGGCGGCGUUACACGCAGUUUGGAUGCAUGGGAGCAACAUGUCAAUGGAGCAUCGUCUCUGCUCAGCCUUCGUGGACUCGACGGCGUCCAAGGAACUGCAGGCCGAGUUAUCACUCUCCAUGUCAUUACCAGUAUCAAUGUGAUAUGCCUUCUCCGAUGUCUAUCCACUCCACCCUUCAUACAUCUCCUUCAGGCCAAGAUCUUCGAAUAUCUCUACGAACCGGGAAACCCUGCUGUAAGAUAUCAACGAAUCAGUCUCGAGUGCGCAGAUUUCAGACACGCUGUCAUACACUGUCAAAUCACAUCGCCCGACGAGAUUAUAUCUCGCGCAGCCGAGCUGGAUGCAAAACUCAUUGAGGCUUUUACCAACAUUCCUAAAAGCUGGGAAGGCGAAUAUAUCCCGCACUUUGCGCCUAGAAAAUCUGUCGAGGCUGGUUUGCCUAGCUUCGAAAUACGAUAUGCAGAUCAGGCGACAAAUUAUAUAUGGGCAUCGUUCCGCUCCAGUCGAAUCAUGGUUAACGAAGUUGUGUUCCAGUCGAUAUCGAACGAUACAGAUGUGCAUCAGUUGGUACGAGAUCGUUCAAAGGCCAUCAUGCGACAAUGUCAAACCGAGAUACUUGCUGGCAUGGCACAGUACACUUCAGGAGACGAGGAAAUGUUACCGUGGUCAGGCUUCAAACGCCCCGUUCGCUACUUCGUGCCUGAGGCUGUUUCCAGCGACCUCCCAAUCAUGCGCGCUCUUUCCGGUUAUGGUGUAUUGUGGCCUUUGUUUGUUGCUGGUACAUGUUCCACCUCUACGCGGGAGACCAAGACUCACGUGGCGGAGAUAUAUGGAUACUUUGGGGAUCAGCUGAAAAUCGAGCAAGCCCUGCUUCUGCGUAAAAUGAUCUGGGCAUUGUUGAGGGUCUCUGCGUCGCCAAAUUCUAAGAACGUCAGCGCGAUCUGA
Aureobasidium melanogenum CBS 110374 is the source of this 1539-nucleotide messenger RNA. RefSeq lists its product as uncharacterized. Bases 1 to 1539 code for a protein of 512 amino acids. The transcript has a single exon. Gene Ontology annotation, biological process: regulation of DNA-templated transcription. Lineage: Eukaryota; Fungi; Ascomycota; Dothideomycetes; Dothideales; Saccotheciaceae. The record is from RefSeq and is a predicted model, not a curated record. Gene Ontology annotation, molecular function: DNA-binding transcription factor activity, RNA polymerase II-specific; zinc ion binding.